This is a messenger RNA of Condylostylus longicornis, 402 nucleotides long. RefSeq lists its product as uncharacterized. Gene Ontology annotation, biological process: positive regulation of voltage-gated potassium channel activity; sleep; regulation of synaptic transmission, cholinergic. Lineage: Eukaryota; Metazoa; Arthropoda; Insecta; Diptera; Dolichopodidae. Bases 85 to 402 code for a protein of 105 amino acids. The transcript has 3 exons. The record is from RefSeq and is a predicted model, not a curated record.
AAAAUAUUAAAAAUUAAUUGAAAAAAUUAAAAUAAUUUUUUUUUUUUUGUAUUUUUUCAAUUAUUUCUAAAAUUUGCGGCAAAUAUGAAAGUGAUUUUUAUAUUAGGAUUAAUUCUAUAUUUAAUUCAUGAUGUUCAUUCAAUCAAAUGUUAUGAUUGUCAAAGUGAUGAAACUGGAGUAUGCGGUCCACAAAUGAUAUCAGAUAAUGGCGGUGCCUUAGUUGUUGAAUGUAAACAUUCCUGUUUAAAGGCACACGUUAACAUGAAAGGACAUACCGUUUUCGAUAGAAAAUGUGUUGAUGCAAAAUUCUGUGAAAAAGUCAAAAACGAUAAGAAAAGAAAAUAUCAAGCAUUAUAUUGUGAAAUUUGUGAUACAGAUUUUUGUAAUGGUGGAAUGUUUUAG